GAGCUACAUGAGCGCGUGCUGUUGUUGUAUAUGAAAAUUUAUAUAUAUUGCUUUAAAAAUAUGUAAUUAAUUAAUAAUACUAUUUAUUAUUGCAAAAAAUAAAAAAUAAUUAGAUAAUAACAACAACACUUAAAUUUCACAUCAAUUAUGACACGCGCACGAGCUGAAAACGUUUUAGAAUUGAGCGCCACAACAGCGCGCGUUGGCAUACAGCCACCAAAUUAGAAAUUAAUAAAACACAAAAAAGAAGAACAAUAACAACAAAAUGCAAAAACAACGCACAAAAAUAAUGGAGGUUGGAGGUAGCAUCAAUGCGCGUCAUUUAACUGGCAAAAGCGCGCAGUGCAAGCGAGCGCACAGCAUGCCUACCAAGCUAACGCGCUCUUGCUCUUGCAAAUUAUGGUUGCGAAUUUAUAUUGAAUAAGCAAAAUAACAACAAGACAACAACAGCAAUACGCCGGUGUAUAUAGCAUCAGACAGCGCACGGACAGACAGACAGGAGGACAGACAGCAGCGCGCAAGGUUGUGUAUUUCGUCAGCGGCAUGUCAAAAGUGCAAGCGCACACACACUCACACAUGUAGCUAGCGUGGUUGAGCGCGCUCACCAAACGUAUGAUUGUAGGUGACCGCGUGCUCUUAACGAAUGCGCGCAAUGAGAGCGCUAAGGUGCGCUCGUUAGCAAAAGAAAACUGGCGUACGUUUGCUGUCUGCGAACGCAAUUGAAGAGCGCUUUACGUUAAUAUAUAACGCGAGCGCAGCAACACUGUUGCGGAAAUUCAAGCAUGCUUUGGAGCGCUCACUGCAUUUAAGAGCGCGCUGCCUAUAUGCUGCUGAGCGUUCGCCAUCACCGCGCAUGCUCCAAUUAGAGUAGUGAUGCUGAGCGUUUGUUUGCUAAAGAUGCUUUAACUCUUUAACAGUUUACCUUUGCUUAGUUAAAAUACUCUUAAUUUCAACCCAUGCAAUAUUGAGCGCCCACAGUUGGCUGCUUGUACGCGCGUGUUUUUGCCUCUGUGCCUCUGAGUUUAUGAGAGUGUCGGUCAAACGCUGUGGCAUUGCGGUGAGCGAUCAUGUCAAAUGUAUAGGCCUGUCAGUGUCGAUAGGUGCAGUCAGUGACACAACAUACGUGAGAGUAGAGCGUGUUUCGAUUUUUUUGUUGCUGUGCCGUUGUAUCGUGACUUGCCGUCGUCGUAUUGCCAAUUGACGUGAGACGUAUUUGUAAGUGCGCGUAGCCGAAAUAGUUGCAAAUGCCGUCGCUAUUCGCUAAUGUGCGCGUGUUGUUGUUAAUAAUAUGAUAUUUAGUAAAAAUCGCAUCCGCAACGCGGUGAUUAAGUGAGUGUGAAAUUGAAAUGCAGAGAUACUGGCUGUUAUACUACAGUAGCGUGCAAGUAAACCAGCAGCAACAACAACAACUACAACAAUAGUAAAUUCCACAUACAACUGUGUACUAAGCAGCAGCGUGAUAAAGCAUGCGAACACUUUAAAGACUGAUACAAGCAAAACUAACUAAAAAACAACAAAAACAAAAAAUAUACUUAAAAAAAAACAACUAAAAUUAAUGAAAACUACAGCUGUAAUGCGGCGCAUGUAAAUUUAGUUAAAAACAAAAACAAAUCUAACAAAAAAUGUAGCACAAAACUGCAGAACCUGUUCAACAAAGUAUACGUAAAUGCAACAACAAUAAUAACAGCAUACUAUUUAAUGAAAAAAAAAAGAAUUCUACAAAAAUAUAAAAAUAAAAUAAUUAUUAUUAGUGUAUGAAAAAAAAUAAAAAUAAUUUUUCGAGUCAAUAAACGCUAAUUGUUUAAAAAUAGUGCAAAAAUAAAGAUUUAUGUAAAAUUAAAAAAAAUUAAGAAAAUUAAAAAAAAAAUUAAUUGACACAAAAACAAAAGCAAAAAACUUAAAUGUAGUACACAAGAAGCCCCUUUAAAAGUUACAAAACAAACCAACCCAAUGUAUACGAAUCCAUGCAAUUAAUUAAUUUAAUUAAAAUACAAAUAUUAAAAUAUUUACUUAUAUAUAUAGAUAUAUAUAUAUGAAACAAAAAAGCAUAUUUAAGCUAAUUAAAAUCCAAUUAACUGCUAUUUUAAUUACAAUUAAAUAAAAAAAAUAAAUAUUAAAAUAUAAAAAAUUGCGCAAAAAAUACCAAUUUAAGUAGUUUACCUUACUUAAAAUUAAAAACAAAAGAAAACCUAAAAGCCAAGCAACAAUAAAUCAAUAUUUAUGCAAAUAAAUUAAAUAAUAAAUAUAAUAAAAAAACUCGCAAACAAAAGUGUAUACGUUUCAAGGCAUUGAAGAUAAAUAAUUAAUAAAUAAAAAAAUAAAUAAUUAUAAACACAACAACUCCAAGUAUUUAAAGUUUAAAAAAAAAAAUCCAAAAUAUUAACCCAAUAAGUGCAUCAAAAUCAAAAAUACUACAAUUUGUUGUAGCAUAAAAUCCUACAAAAACUACUUUCGACCCCUCCACGAAAUUCUCCGCCACAAGCCAAAUUGUUAUAUUUCGUUUAUAGAACAGAAAAAAGUAUACAAAGGUUAAGUCUAAUUAAAUAGACAUUAAGUGUGUUUUGCCAACGAAAAUUUGUCUCCAACCAUACCGCCAAAAUUCAGCAAAAUAUAAAUAUGUUGCACGAAGCGCUGAUGCUUGAGAUCUACCGGCAGGCGCUCAAUGCUGGCGCCUUGCCGACAGCACGUCCACGUUCCACAGAGUCGGCCAACUCAAGCGAGCGCUGCCCCUCACACGAUUCCAACUCCUCGGAGAAUGGGCGGGAUAGCCGUGAAAAUGCCAGCGCUGCCGCUGCUAAUGCCGCCGCGGCUGCAGCAGCUGCUGCAAGUGCCGGUAUGCUACCCCUGCCACCCUCCAUGACUGCUACAUUCCCAGCUGUACCUCAGAAUCUACCCGCACAGCCACCAUCAAUGGAGGCAUAUCUGCAAAUGGUUGCAGCCGCCGCACAGCAAUAUGGCUUUCCGUUGGGUGGCGCUGCCGGUCAUCGUUUUCAGUUGCCCUUGCCAGCCGAUGCGUCAGCACAAUUUAAGCUGCCACCACAGGCAUCACCCACCGCUUCCAGUAACAAUUCAGAGGCUUUAGACUUUCGCACAAAUCUCUUUGGACGUGCCGCCUCUGCGGAUCCACCACCAUCUGAGGAGGAUGAAGAGGAUGAGGAAGCAAACGAUGCUAAUAAUCCGCUAGAUCUAUCGGUUGGUACGCGUAAGCGUUCAGCGGAUGGUGAUCAUGAACCGGACUCCGCUAUCGGACAGAUACAAGUGAAGAAGAUAUUCAAAACCGACAGUCCACCAUUGGUCGCGCCACCACCGACGGUGCCCGCUGCACCACUAUUGCCCGCCGUCAAUCCAUAUUUGGCAGCAGUUGCUGCGGCAAAUAUCUUUCGCACCGGACAGUUUCCCGAUUGGAAUGGCAAGAAUGAUUUGGUUGUGGAUCCAUUGGAGAAAAUGUCUGAUAUUGUAAAGGGAUCGCGUAAGGAGAAGUCUUCGCGUUCAUCGUCGAGCACACCCACUACACCGGUUGCCGCGCAGCCACCAACAUCCGCCGCUGCUACAGUCAACACACAAAACUCGGCCACAACACUACCUGCCUCCACCGAGGGCAUGUCCAAGGCACGACACAACAUCUGGCAAUCGCAUUGGCAGAAUAAGGGCGUAGCCAGCUCGGUCUUCCGUUGCGUUUGGUGUAAGCAGAGUUUCUCCACGCUGGAAGCGCUCACCACACACAUGAAGGACAGCAAACACUGUGGUGUGAAUGUGCCACCUUUCGGCAACUUACCGAACACUGAUCGUCACCAUCAGCCACCGCCACCACAGGCGAACAGCGGCCAGCAGCAUUCGCACAACUUACGUAAGCCAGGUGGUGGCGGUUCGCAAUCCAACUCGUCUUCCCAACCCUCCCAAGCGGCCAAAAAUGCGUUCCAAUAUCGCGGCGAUCCGCCAACACCGCUGCCACGUAAAUUGGUGCGCGGUCAAAAUGUCUGGUUGGGUAAGGGUGUCGAGCAAGCUAUGCAGAUCUUGAAAUGCAUGCGUUGUGGCGAGAGCUUCCGUUCGCUCGGCGAGAUGACCAAGCACAUGCAGGAGACACAGCAUUACACAAACAUUCUGUCACAAGAGCAAACGAUCUCAAUGAAAUCCUCCGGUGGCGGUGACUCCAAGGACGGGCACAACAGUUUGAGUUCCGAGGAAAGCCGCACGCUCAGCGCCGUACUGACAUGCAAAGUAUGCGAUAAGGCAUUCAAUUCGCUAGGCGAUCUCAGUAAUCAUAUGGCCAAGAAUAACCAUUAUGCCGAACCGUUGAUGCAGUCCAUGGCUGGUGGCGCUGGCAGUCGCAAGCGUCCGGCACCCAAAAAACGCGAGAAGUCGCUACCGGUUCGCAAACUGCUCGAAAUGAAGGGUGCACAAAAUGACGCAGCCGAAAGCAUGGAGGCCAAGAUGCAACGUACCUACGAGAAUGCCAAACGCAUGCCACUCGAGGGCACCGGUAUCGGACCGGGUAAUGACAAAUCGGAUGCGGCGCUAUUCGCUGAACGCAUGCGUCAAUACAUAACGGGUGUAAAGGUGACCGAUGAUGAAGCAGCCAAGGCUGGUUUAAAUGUUAGCGGCUUAUUGAAUAAAACUAAAUCGCCAGAUUUGGAACCGAAAAAUGGCGCAACCAAGUCGGCCGCGGGCUCUUCGUCAGUGUUGAGCGCUAUCGAACAGAUGUUCACCACCAGUUUUGAUACGCCACCGCGUCAUGCUAGCUUGCCGGCAACAAGUCCAUCUAAUUCAUCGACUAAGAAUACUUCGCCCGUUGCCUCGAGCAUACUCAAGCGGCUGGGCAUUGAUGAGACUGUGGACUAUAAUAAGCCGCUAAUUGAUACAUCAGAUCCAUACUAUCAGCAUUACCGUUACACGAGCAGCGAACGCAGCGGCAGUGAGUGCAGCGCCGAAACGCAUGUCGAGGCCAGAAAGAUGGAUGUGUCUACGCCAGAGAAGCCACCAUCCAACGAAAUGUUGAACUGCAUGGAACCAAAAUCCACUGAAAUUAAACGUGAGCACGAGUCACACAAACAAAAGUCCGAGCAUGGCGAUGUCAUUAUGGAACAAGCACCGCAAAUCAAAAUGGAGAUCAAGUCUGAGAUUGAAGAGGAAGAACGUGGCAAUGAGAGCCCCGAAAAUGGUGGCGGCGGCAAUGAGUCCGCAAUGCAACAUGUCGCCAAUGGCGCUGACUUUUCAAUAACCAACAACAAUAAUAAUAACAACAACAACAAGGAGCGCAGUGUUACACCAACCAAAUCGGUAGGUGCGCUAAGUCCCGUUAUGAAUAAAGUGCUCGCACCACGUAGCCCCACCGAUAGUCAUCGUUCCGUUACACCAAAAUCGCCAGCAUCCAGUAUUAAAUCGUACGAUGGUGAGAAGAAAUAUCCAAGUGAUUCGCUGAACGCACUCUCCUCCAUGUUCGACUCGCUCGGCAGCUCCAGUAAUACCACAACACCGAAUAGUCGCUCACAAGCAUCGGCAAUGGCGUCUUCGUUAAGCAAUAAUAAAAUCGAUUCACCCGAAAAUCUCACCACCUCCAAUUCGCUUGCUGCUUUACGUCAAUUUUGCAUAAAAAAAGAGAAAACCGCUUAAAUUUCAACGUUUUGUUUUUCGUCUCGCGAGAGAGAAACAGAUUUCAAAAAUUUUUUGUUUGCCACCUGACGCCCUGGGUGUUGGGCUUUUUUGUGUACGAGUGGCGCGCUGCGGACGCGUCGUGUGUCCGAAUGCUUUUUACAAGCCGCACUCCGCUAUAAAAAGCUUUACGUGAUGCGGAAGUCGGAUAAAAAAUAUAAAAUCCAAAAAAAAAUCAAAAAAUUCCAAAAAAAAAAAAAUAAAAUGAUAAUAAAUUUCAAAAAAAAAACAAAAAUCUGAGUGUGCGACUUUCCACAGCACUGCUUCAAACUACAAACCGAAGAGUGGGAUAUGGUGAGAUAACAAAGACUCCAAGGAAGACUAUUCGAUUCUUCAAAGUUUGAAAGCUGCUUUGAGGAAUGCGUCUACAAAACAAGGAAACCAAAACGAGCACGUGUGUUAAAGACAAAGAGCGACAGAGAGAAAGAGACAGAGGUAGAGCAAAAAGUACGUAAAUGAGUCCAACCGCGAAUUAUGGGCGGGCUCCUGUGUGGCCGAACGAAUACUUACUUAGUUAUGCUGUGAUCAUUGCUAAGUAACGGGAAUACUCACCGUGUACGGCACGGAACGAGGGGUUUUCUCUCAACAACAGCAAGCUUAUACGGACAGUGAGCGCACAGCAGCAGUGAGGGAGCAAACAACUAUUUACAACAAAAACAAUAAAUUAAUGACGACGAAAUUUAUUGAUCGUAUAGAAAUCAAUAUGAAAUAACUUUAAAUGACCGAGGCAAAUGCAAUAAUUAUGCAGCCCCGCCGACACAAUUCGAGUUAAGAACUGUUAGGAGCCGCAUUGAAAACGAAGAAAAUAUUGGAUCGAUCACUUCUUAUGGAUUGUGUAUGCGCGUCGAUUCCCUGAUAUAACUGAAAAAAUCUCAAUACAUGUGGCCCAGGUGCUGUGAGAAUGGAUAUUAAGGCUGAGAGGAAGAGCUUAUUUACAGCGGGAUCGCGCCAUUAGUGAGUUCGCGCGCUCGGUAGCUUUUUAUUAUAUAAAGAAAAGCAGAGGAAAGUUACCAACAAUAGAAAGCUGUGUCGCCGAUCAGACAGCAACAGAGCCGAACUUACUGCGAAAGCUGCGACAGAGCAAAAGUACAAGAAAAAGCUCAGAGGAAUGUUGCGAAAGUUCUCAACAACAAAAGCGUGUAUACGAGAGAGAAGAAGGGCUUAAAAAGGAAAGACGCGCUUUAUAAGAGCUUAGGGAGCUUUUUAAAGAGUUUAGAGAGCUUUCAUGAAAGCUUAAGAGCUUUUGUUGUAGCUUUUCAAAGAACGUAACCAGCUUUUAUUGAUAAUUAUCACAAAAAGCUCUUAGGAAUGCUAACAACAAAACCAGUCAUCAGUUUGAACGCGGCAGAUCCUGAACUUGAGCGCAGCACCAAAACAAAAAAUAAUAAUAACAACAAAAACUAAGCCCUUUUAAGGGCUACAUAUCAAAAAACAAAGAGAUCGAAAUUUCUAUAUACAUUUAGUGUUGCCACUCGCUUGAUAUUAGUAGCGCCAAUUUUACCGACGGCAAAUCAAAUUGC
This is a messenger RNA of Zeugodacus cucurbitae (melon fly), 7169 nucleotides long. RefSeq names its product protein teashirt (gene tsh). NCBI's taxonomy places the organism in Eukaryota, Metazoa, Arthropoda, Insecta, Diptera, Tephritidae. Gene Ontology annotation, cellular component: nucleus. The coding region runs from base 2617 to 5610 and encodes 997 amino acids. Gene Ontology annotation, molecular function: DNA binding; DNA-binding transcription factor activity, RNA polymerase II-specific. The transcript has 4 exons. The record is from RefSeq and is a predicted model, not a curated record. Gene Ontology annotation, biological process: regulation of transcription by RNA polymerase II.